UUGAAAACCAUAUCCAACAAUCCUGAAUCAAGAAACCUCCAGCUUGUCCAAAUAACUGGGAAGCCUCUUGGUUUGCGCUUCCGUGUUGUUGAAGAAAUGAAGUUUGUUCCCGGAAUCAACGUACCCUAUAAUGAUUUCUUGAUUGAAAACUCUUGUAAUGGGCUUCUUUGCAUUUCUCAAACCUUCCAAGACGGCUCCCAUGAUGACAUUUAUUUGUGCAAUCCAAUUUUGGGGGAGUAUAUCUCCAUUCCACCCGCUGCUGGUCAAGAAACAAGGCAUCAGAGUAAUUUCGCUUUGGGAUACUGUGCCAUUGCUAAAGAAUACAAAGUGUUGCACACUUUUUGUUCGAAGACAGGGUCUUAUUACCAACCUGAGGCUGAAAUAUACACGAUUGGUACAGGGAAAUGGAGAAGUAUUCAAAAAGCUCUUCUUAAUCUUCGUAUGUUCAUUGUCGAUAGUUUUGUGUGCGGAUCAAUCCAUUGGGAACUUCGUGAUGAAGACGAUUGUGUGAAUAGUAUAGGUUCUUUUAACUUUGAGAAUGAGCAAUUUAGCGAAUUGUCCUUGCCGCCUCGCUAUGAUGAGGGCGAUGUCACUUUGACAGCUUUUGAAGGUUGCCUGGGCGUGUCUUUCUUCCACACCUAUUCUGAUCCUCAAUAUGAAAUAUGGAUUAUGAAGGAGUAUGGGAACAAGGAGUCUUGGACCAAACAAUUUACCGUCAAGAACCUAGGUUUUGCCAAGCUUUAUGAUCCCUUGAUUUUCUUGAACAAUGGAUUAAUCUUGAUGAUGCAAUAUCGUGAAUUUGUCGUUUGUUAUGACACAAGAAGGAAAUUCAUGGAAAUUAUUAGAAUAUGGCAGACUCAGGGAAAUAAUUAUGCAAUUGCAUACAAACCAUCCUUUGUUUCGCUGAAGGAUGUAGGAAAAGGAGAACAGUUGAAGAUGUCAAGGAAGCAAGCUGGUAGAGAAGAUGACGAGUCCUCUUCUGAAGGAGCAUAUAACUGCACCAGUCAUGAUCAACUUUCUGAGAGCAUUCCUCCACAACACUCUGCAGAGUUUUUACCUGUUAUUGCAAGUUCAUGAUCAUAAAACAAAUUUCAGCAGGACAAACCGCCAAAGAUGAACUAGCUGAGACUUCGUGGGAAAGUUUCUCUGGAGUUGAGCUGCUUGUUUUUGUUCUAUCAAGAGUCAAGAAAAAUUCCCAACUCGAACGCAUUAGUUGUUUAUGGUACUGCAUGGUAAAUCUUUUUUUUCUUUGUUGUGCGAAAACUUGAUUUCCAUUCCAGUUAUUGGAGCAAUGUUGCUUUUGUAAAGAGCAAAUUCAUGGCUGGAUAAUUGAUGGUAUGUGAUAAUACUUGCUA
Populus trichocarpa (black cottonwood) is the source of this 1355-nucleotide messenger RNA. RefSeq names its product F-box protein At3g07870. The transcript has 2 exons. NCBI's taxonomy places the organism in Eukaryota, Viridiplantae, Streptophyta, Magnoliopsida, Malpighiales, Salicaceae. The record is from RefSeq and is a predicted model, not a curated record. Bases 97 to 1077 code for a protein of 326 amino acids.